This is a messenger RNA of Hemibagrus wyckioides, 2879 nucleotides long. RefSeq lists its product as uncharacterized. The record is from RefSeq and is a predicted model, not a curated record. The transcript has 8 exons. Bases 27 to 1118 code for a protein of 363 amino acids. NCBI's taxonomy places the organism in Eukaryota, Metazoa, Chordata, Actinopteri, Siluriformes, Bagridae.
UGUGUGAAGUUGUUACUGAAGAAGAGAUGAAGACGCUGCACUUGGCUCUGAUUCUGCUCGUGCUGUCCGGUGUUCUCACUCAGGACAGAGAAUUUGGUGUGAAAUAUCCUGAUAAACCGAUCUGUGCUGUGAGAGGAUUCAGUGUCUCCAUUCCCUGUAGUUAUUCUUAUCCACAAAAUCAUCAGGUGGAACAAAAGCUUUGGUGCUCGAUGAACUCAAACACAGAUAAGUGUCAUAAACCACCGUAUGUUUAUAACAGCUUAUCAAACACCAAGUCAGACUUUGAGUUCACUGGAGACGACAAAUCAGACUGCACUUUGUUAAUCCACAAUGUACAGUUCAGUUAUUCUGGAGAGUACAAAUUCAGAUUUAUAACUAAUGUGGACAGAUGGACAGGUGAUCCUGGAGUGACUCUACAAGUUACAGAUUUAAAGGUGUCACUAAUCAGGCUCAGUGGAAACGGAACCCUUAAACAAGGAGACUCGUUAAAUCUGAGGUGUGAUGUGAACUGUACACACACUUCCUCACAGUUUGUGUGGUCUAAGAACAACCAGCCCUUAAAUACAUCAGGACCUGUUCUUCCCUUUCCUGCUGUAACCGUGAGGGAUUCUGGGAAUUACACCUGCACUUGGGAAACCAACGUCACAUCAGGAUCUGAAACCAUCAGCCUUCAUGUCGAGGGUGACGCCCCUGAAAAUCCUGAACAUUGGUUAAUCUGGGUCAUUGUUUUGGUGAUUGCCGGAGUGAGUGUCCUCGUCUCAGUAGCUGUGAUUCACAACAGGAGGAGGAAAUUUAAAGCUCCAGAAGAAAUCGUGGGGGAAAGUGGAGAGAAAACACGGACAAAGCCACAGUUCAGCUCUCACGUUUCUCAUCUUACUGAUGAAGAAAUGUUGAACAAGGAGGAAGUGACUUACUCGUCUGUCCAAAAACAAGCAGCAACCGAAGGUUCACAGCUAAACCGAGACCCUCAGCCUGAUGAAGAAGAUGAAGAAGAUAAAGGAGGAGUGAUUUAUGCUCCUGUGUGGAUCAAACCCAACAAAGGAACCAAACAGUGUGGUCACACUGAGCAGCAGGAGGAGAACGAUCCUGUAAUCUACAGCAGUGUGAAAAUAACCUGAUGAUGCUUUCACACCUCAUUCAACCCCAGUGCAGAUGAGUUUUAUUUAAUCAUCAUCAUAAAACCUCAUCAGACAUUUUCCCAGUGCAUGUAACUCUUUAUGAUUUAAGACUUGCUAAUAUCAUAGAACUUGUCGUUUUUUUUGCUGUACACAUCCUGUUCAGAAGGACAUUUCAAUUCUUAAAUUGUUUUAAUAUAUUGAUUGUAAUUAGGAGUCCAAGCCCCGACCGAGUGUAGGCUCCCUAUUGUUAUUCUACCUUUUCUUCUUCUUUUUCUUCCUCUUCUUCUGGCUUGCGGGUUCCUGGCAGCCCGUAGAACUGUCUGGGAAAAGCACAGUGAUUCAGAAGGGUCUAAGGUAUAUUAUUGCCAAAUUUGGGCCUGGUACUGUUAGCAUCACCAUCGGGUCAAACUUGGGCCUAAUUUGUAAGUAGAACGUUGGUCCAGAAUUUUAAAGCCUGGGUUCCCUGGGUCGAUACAACACCCGCCGACUUCAGUGAUGUGAUCGCUUCAUUAUAUUUUCCUCCAUCUUGGAUUUUGUUCUUGUUACUCCUACAAAUUUUGUCCAUUUAUCACCAAAUUUGGGAUACAUGACCAUCUUCAGAGUAAGCCUCACAAAAACAAUUCAAAUAAUUUUAAAUACUUGAAACAGUUUGCCUGUAAUUGGUCAACAGGCAACUUUGUGCACCAACACAAAACUCAGCCUUCAGGAUCGUGACCUGAGUCUAUGCAACAGAUUUCAUGACAGCACCAUCUACUGGUCACAAAUUACAAUAGCAUGCAUAACAUUCCUACAUCUAACUGACAUUAUUGCUACUCUUUCUCCAAAUUUUGUCCAUCUUCACCAGAUUUGGCUCCCAUCAUCUGUCUAAACAUCAAAAUAUUAACAGACAACGGCAUGUGGAGAUGCAUUGAAUUUCUCUGGGAUUUUAGUCCCAUCUGAAUCCAUCGUGUCAGGAAUUGUUUAUACAUGUGCAUGUGAAUGUGUCUGAAAAGUUACAGAGCAUUUUAAAGGAACCUGUAGAACAAACCAGAGGUAAAAUAUUGUAUAUCCUGUCUGAAAUGACAUGUUGGUAAAGUACUUUUUUUUAACCAUCUAUAUACUGUAUAUAUGCCUGCUGGUCAUGUGAUCUACUAAUAUUCAAGCAGAACUUACAACAAGCACUUACUGUAUGAUAAAGACAAAGCUAUAUGUCUGCAUUGAAUAUAUAAGAUAUGUGUAGAAGAUAUAUAAGAUAAGAUACAUGCAAAAAAAUUGUUGUUUUGCCUUUUUACACUUUAUAUGAGGUAAUGUAUAUACUGAGUGAAGUAUUUAGCUCAUGUUACAGGUGAGUUAUUUCUCUUUAGAUUUUUUUUUAAAUAUUAAUGAACACAGUAACAGUGAUGAUAAUGAUCAGACUCACUGCUAUGUUAAUGUAUUUGCCUGCUAUUUAUAAAUAAUGAUGAAGAAAGGGAUUUUGUUUGUUUUACUUUUACACCAGACCCUCAAGUGUCAUGAACAAUAUCGCCAUCCAGUGGCGGAAACCUGAACCUCUGAAUAGUGUCCAGUUUUUAUUUUCUCUUCGUUUAUUGAGUUUUUGUAAUAAAGCCUCUGGUUAAUCAGGAUCCUCUGGGUGUGAAUUCAGGAGCGUGUUUUAACCAUCAUCCAUCCAAAAAAGAAAUAAUCACAUGAUUUAGAACUUAAACACAAUUUUAUUGUUCUGUAAGAGUAAAAGAUGUUAUUUAACACAGAGACUGGAAGUAUUUACUAAAUAUGCCGUGUGUA